CAGAGCUAUCCUCCGCAGCUGCAGCACGGAAGAAAUAGAGUGGCAGCACUUCCCGGUACUCGUAUCGUGCGAGCACGUCUCUGUGGACAUUUUAUUCUCAAUAUCAUCCUUUUCUUUUUUGGGGGGAGGGGGUAAGCAAAGAGGGAGAAGAUAGGCAGAAGAGAAACGAGCACUGAUUGGUACUGUACACUUUGAACUCACUACCGGUACCCUACUCUACUCUACUGUACGAGUACCCUGCUCUACAACUCGUUCGCUCACACGUCGUACAUAUACAUCCGGGCACCCGCACCAUUUUGAGUUCCCAUUUGCAUCCUCACACGCACCUCUGGUUAAGUGUUCCUGCUCGAUACGGAGAGAUUUAGUUCCUGUGCGAUAUAUACCACGAUACACCAGUACAGUACUCGUAGCAAGACACAGGCACUCAUUUUCACGAAACGGUCUGACGAAGGGCGGAAGGGACCCACAGCUAAAACGGAUACACUCUUCGCUCGAGGGAGCCAUUCCCUCCCACCCUCUAACUCGAAAAAGGGUUGCCGUCCCACGCUACCACUUCUCAUUCUCCCGUCGCCGCCCUUCACUGCCCUACCUCCACUUUCUCUCCCCCCCCCCUCCACCACACGACCACCCAAAUAACAUACCGUACCACCGUUGCCUCUCAUCCCCUCCAACCACCACCACCACCGUCCACCACUACAUUCAAGACCUACAAAAGAAAAAAAAGAAAUCAUUUCUUCACCGCUGGCUGCUUCUGCAGAAGGAGAAAUCCUGGGAGAGGAUAGAAGAAAAACGGAAAAAAAAAGGAAAGGGAAGGGGAAAAAAAAGUGGGUUUUUUUAAAUGUUAAUAAUAGGAGGGACCUACGUGCUUCGCUUUUAAGUCUUCUACUUAUUCAUCAUUUCUUCCAUUCAUCUGAUACCACUCUCUUCUAUUCUGUCUUUUUUUUUCUGUGUUUUUUCUGUGUUUUCGGAUUUUUCAGUGUCCUUCUGGCAAGUGCCUGUUUCUGUUUGCGGCGGCUAUUAGUUUGGCGUUCCCGCCUCUCCCCCUCUUUACGUACAGGACUCGUAGUGACAACCCCCCUCCACCACUAAAUCUAUAACCACACCACCUCGCCGGGUCUCAGACAACUACCGUACAAGAAGCUGGCAUCUUCGACACUCUCCGCCGCUGCCGUCAUCACUACUACCGCUACAACUCCUUUCGCUACCGUCGCCACCACCACUUCCUUUCACCUUAACUUGACCAUGUCAUCAACGAGACCUCCUAUUACCCGAACCUAUUCCUCCCGUUCCCAAGUUGGAGCACCCGAAUCACCUACACUCUCAACCUCCUCCGCUUCCUUCGCCCCCGACUCGAUACGCGGAGACCAAGACCCCAUGGACCACCACGCAAAUCACGAUGCGCGUUCACGAAGCAGUGGCGAUAUGGUAGAAAGAGGCAGGUCACCGGUGAUAGAAAGAGAGGCCUACGGAGAAGACGACGCACGGAGCAUGAGCCCUCGACGGAACAGCGAAGAAUUAGAGAAAAUAGGCAGGGAAGCGAAGGCUACGUUAGAACAGUGAGUUUGAUCUCCUGGUUCACUUCAAUCACUACAAGUAUCCCUUCGUUUACGGCAGGCUGACACCAGCCCUUUAUUCCUUCCCUAGACAAGCCAAAACCCUCCAGUCCGGUCUUUUGGCAUUACUAGAUCGUGUCGAUAAGGUUCGCGAAGAGCACGAUAAACUGGAAGGGGAAAACCGCUUUUUGCAAGAGUACUGCUCACCUCUGGCUCUCCCCCCCAUUCUUAUUCCACUUUCUGGCCAACCGCUGUCUGGCUUUCCAUACUUGGUUCUGGGACUGGCAUGGAUCUAUCUCCGCACACAGCAGUAACUAACCGGGGGUUUCUCAUUACAGGUACAUUGGAUCAUUAAUGGCAACCUCAAAAAUAACGGGGGACCCAGGAACCGGAGCGCGAAAUCGGAAUUCGACCAGUCGAUUAAAAUGACCGCCCGUUCGAACCUGCACCGCACUACGAUUCCCUCACUUCCUUGCGCUUUCCUUUGCACAUAAAAUAGGGUUUCGGGCGGUGAUUGGUGGGACGGGGCUUAUUUUCUUUCUUCACGGGCGGAUUGUAUUUUUACAAACUUGGAUUGGAAAAAGUCAAGUUUUUUUUUUUCACUAUUUUUCGAGCGAGCAUAAUCCGGCAUAAUUUCCCUCUGGGCCUCCUCCCCCUGGCAUGGAUAAGGAAUUUCGGAAGCUAAGGCCGGAGAGGAAUCGAGCCAAUUUCUGCUUUCUGUGCUCCGGAUUUCUGAAGAUUCGGAGAUUUAGAGGACCUUGGCCACAGCGACUCACGACCCGUCAUGACCAUAAAUAUCCUCGUUUUUUUUCAUUUCCUUUUUUCCUUGCUUUCUAUUUAUUUACACCAUUAACCAUUAAACAAGGAGCAAAUGGGGGGGAUAGGACAACGGCAAGGGGAUCGGAUAUAAAUUUCUAACUGUUCAUUCUUACUCUCAACUUUUUUCAUUUUUCAUUUUUUUUCUUCAUUUUUUCUGGUGUUUUGCAUUUGUUUGAUUUGGGCCUCCUUUUUUUCGCUCUAAUUAUUUUACCCCAAUUCGUGUCUAUCGUUCAACCUCUAGGGAAUGGGUGUUUGGUUUGAUUCCUUUUUCAAUCGCUUCUUGGAAAAGUAAUCUCAUUCACUCCUCUUACUUUCCUUUCACGGUAAUGCUUUAUCUCCAUCACUUUACGGGUUAGGCCCUGUUUUUUUUUCUUUUUUCUUCCUCCCACCUCUUCCAUCUCCUUUGUCUCCCGGGGGCAAUACUUUUUUAUACAUAUCAUACUUCUCUUCUCUCUCAAUCUAUCAGUGGCGACGGACGGAGGUGGUGGUAAAAUGGUGUCACAUACCGGUACUUCAAGCCCUUACGGUUCAGGUAAAAGUGGGCCUGAGAGGAUAACUCUGGGGGGCUGAGGGAAGGAAUCAUUGUAUGUAGCUUAUGUAUACAACCGUAUCGCAUCAUAUUG
Messenger RNA from Tuber aestivum (summer truffle), 2995 nucleotides. Lineage: Eukaryota; Fungi; Ascomycota; Pezizomycetes; Pezizales; Tuberaceae. The record is from the annotation of a GenBank genome assembly.